AUGAUCCGGGAGACGGUGAACGCUCUACAGAGCAUAUCAUCGACUGAUGAAACCCGCCGCCUCCAGGCCGACAACAAACGGCUGCGGGACGAGGUGGCGACGCUCCAAAAGGAUGUUGCUAGCAUGCGUCUCAGUAUAGAGAAGCCGGCUCGCCCAGCCCAGGAACGGACGCCGGCACCGACACUGCAGGCUGAGCAUAUCGCGCGUGAUGUACUAUCCCAAGUAGGGACGAUGAUCAGCGCGCGAUUCGAGGCUCUCGAGGAGCGCUUGCUCCCGGAGAAGCGCCUGAGGCCGCCUUUGGCUGCGGAUAGGCGUAGCGCCGAACCUGGGCCUUCAUCGGCACCAGAUCCCACCCGUACCUCUCUGGGAGAGACGUGGAGUGCAGUGGUGCGGAACGGAAAGGGGAAGGGAAAGAAGACAGCGCCCGCGCUUGACGUGCAGAUGUCGGCUUCCAUCUCCGCCAAGUCAAAGAAGUCUGUGGCUAAGCCCGUCACGACGCCUAAGCCACCUGCGGCCGCCGUGAAAUCUAUUACGGUGCCGAGGCCCCCAUUGGUCGCAACGGGAUCCGCUGCGGUGCCCAAGUCCGGUACGGCAUCAAGACCCGCUGUGGCCACUGCGACGCCAGCCGCCGCUAAUAAAAAGAAGCGGAGGCGUAGAGGCCGCAAACUACGUGCCCCUACGACGGCAGCUGUAGUAAUCACACUACAGCACGAUGCCGUCGAAAAGGGGGUUACGUAUAGUGAUGUUCUCACCAAAGCCCGUCAGAGGUUAGAUCUGACGGCCUUGAACAUCCCGGCAGGUCUGAAAAUAAGGCAGGCGGCCACGGGAGCUCGAGUUCUCGAGCUUCCAGCAGGGGUCACGAGCGAAGCAGCAGACAGUUUCGCCGUGAAGCUCCUCCUCCAGAGGGAUGCAGUUGGUCCCCGUCUUCCCUACGAUGGCCUCAACGAUUCCGCGAUGGGCCCUCGCGGGGUUGGACCGCGAUCACCAGGGUCUGCGAUGCCUGCAUGGUCCGCGUGCGGCAAAGACCUCAAAAGAGGCAGGUGUACUGGUGGUCACCGGACAUUGCGGAUCUUCGGCGACGCUGUGUCGCCGCCCGCCGGAAGUUCCAACGACAGCGGCGGCGGCGGCCGCGGAAUGAGGAAC
Molecule: messenger RNA, 1143 nt
Organism: Iphiclides podalirius (scarce swallowtail)
Lineage: Eukaryota; Metazoa; Arthropoda; Insecta; Lepidoptera; Papilionidae
Source: the annotation of a GenBank genome assembly